ACUUGUUUGUGCUCGCAGCCCCAUUUGAAGUCAGAGGUCCCCUCAACAAAUACAUAGAAAUUAUGGUGUCCUUCCAACCAUAAAAAUCCAGUAACAAAUUAGAUCUCCCAGCUUCAUUCUUUUAUCAGUUUGCAAACCAGCAAAGAAAGUUAUGGCCUUUGGAAAGGAGGACCUUGAUUUGGUGUUGGUCCCAAGUGGAUUGCUGAUCAUGUUUGUCUAUCACAUCAUCCUUCUCUACAGAUAUCUUCAUCUCCCUCACACCACAGUCAUUGGCUUUGAGAACAAUGACAAAAGAGCUUGGGUUGAAAGAAUUAUGCAGGUUGAUAAAAGAGAUAUUGGAACAGCCCUCAGUGUGAUCUCAUCCAACACAUCAGCAGCAACUUUUUUGUGUUCCAUCUCCUUAACUCUCAGUUCUCUCAUUGGAGCUUGGCUUGGAAGUAGUUCCAGCUAUCAAGUCUUUACAAGCGAAUUAAUCUACGGCAACGUCAACCCCUCAAUUCUUACCAUCAAGUACAUAAGCCUCUUAACUUGUUUUCUUCUAGCCUUUGCAUGCUUUGUUCAAUCAGCAAGGCACUUUGUUCAUGCAAACUAUCUGAUAAGCACACCAGACAGUAAUAUUCCGGCUUGGUACGUGGAGCUGGCAGUUAUAAGAGGGGGUGAUUUCUGGUCACUUGGGCUUAGAGCACUCUAUUUUGCUCUGACUCUGCUUCUGUGGUUUUUUGGUCCAAUACCAAUGUUUAUGUCCUCCAUCGUUUUGGUCAUACUCCUCCAUUACAUGGACAAAAACACCAGACCUUUGCAUGACCACCAGCUUCCGGGAAGGCAGCUGGUUAAAAAGGUUGGUCAGAGAUUCACAGAGGUGGCUGUGAACAUUCAUCAGCAUACAGAAACAGUUGAAACUACUGUCUAAUUAUUAAUUUGUUGGAUUGGAAGCACCAAAUUUUUUAUAUGUAAAAUUGUAAAUGGAAUUACGUAUGCAUCUUAAUUUGGAGUUGUUGGACGGUAGGUAGCCCAGAGAAAUGUAAUUUGAUUGAAAAAACGAAUGUAAUAGAGUUUCAAAAGGCUAGAAAUUAGAAGAUUUUCAUUUUUUUCA
Molecule: messenger RNA, 1093 nt
Organism: Prunus avium (sweet cherry)
Lineage: Eukaryota; Viridiplantae; Streptophyta; Magnoliopsida; Rosales; Rosaceae
Source: RefSeq, a predicted model, not a curated record